This is a messenger RNA of Dermacentor andersoni, 773 nucleotides long. The record is from RefSeq and is a predicted model, not a curated record. Lineage: Eukaryota; Metazoa; Arthropoda; Arachnida; Ixodida; Ixodidae.
ACGAUGAUCCAGAUCCGUUUGAAAAGCGUUUUGCCUGAAUUUAUUGUGUCUAGUGCACAGCCUGUACACUAUCGGCUUAAAGGCUACUUGCGAGAGGUAGUCGCCUCCCUUCGAAUAUUAAAAGCUCGGUUUUCCCUUCAGUACCUCAGCACAGUAACAAGAAAGAAACUUUACAAGGAUUUAGUUGAAGUUAUGAUGCCAGUGCCAUUGUACCGAAUGAAAUACUAUGGAGGCCCAGGACAAGAUGUUUUAAAAAGAGUUAAAAGGAUGCCAGUGAGAGCAAGCGUAAAGUCGUUCUUCUUUAAAUUGCAUACAUCUACCCUUCCGGUCAAAACAUGGAUAGCCGACAAAGGAAUAUUUGUACCAUGGACGACAAACUGUGCGCUAUGUAACAAGCCGGAGACCAUUGAGCACACUUUCAUUGAGUGCUGGGAUGCAAUGUUUUAUUGGGACGUCUUGCAAAGAACUCUUAAAAAGGAACUGCCGAUAACAGCACAGGGUAUACGGUUCCUGCCGGUAGACAGCCAUCAGGGCUUUCCGUACGACAUGAUAAUGCUCCUGGGCCUCCAUAGUCUUUGGAAGACACGGAUGGCGGUAACGCACGCCGAUGUGAAUGCGCGCUCAGCACGAGAAAAUUUUGUUGAAAGCAUUAUUUUCAUACGUGAGAUAUAUCGUGUACAGGCAGAUCCGCCUGACUGGUUGGGUAUUCUUGAUGAAUUAGUGAAUUUCAAGAAAUUUUAGCUUGUCAUGUUGGUCCAAGUAGGCCAACGUGU